Melanotaenia boesemani (Boeseman's rainbowfish) is the source of this 5939-nucleotide messenger RNA. It is a transcript of the gene rasgrf2a, whose product is annotated as Ras protein-specific guanine nucleotide-releasing factor 2a. The record is from RefSeq and is a predicted model, not a curated record. Lineage: Eukaryota; Metazoa; Chordata; Actinopteri; Atheriniformes; Melanotaeniidae. Gene Ontology annotation, biological process: Ras protein signal transduction; positive regulation of GTPase activity. The coding region runs from base 493 to 4449 and encodes 1318 amino acids. Gene Ontology annotation, cellular component: plasma membrane. Gene Ontology annotation, molecular function: protein binding; guanyl-nucleotide exchange factor activity. The transcript has 29 exons.
CGCGGAGGGGCUGCAGCAACCUGUCUCUUUAAGUUGGUGUCAAAGCCGAUUACCGCUGAUCUCGGUUGUGAGUCUGUUUUCACCGUCUGCUCCGGGACUCUAUUUUUAUUUAUCGUUGCUUCAGUUGCCGCGCGCCCUGUCCUCUUUGUAUAUUUACUUUUUAUUUUUAUAUCCGCACUAAGAGACAAACGCGCGUCCCAAGUCCUCGCUGAAGUUUCCAGCAUGCAGACGUGGUGAAGCUUUGCUUGGUUUAGUGGAUCUAAAAGCCGACAUUAAAGCCUCGAUCCGCUGACAAUUAUGCGCGCGGCACUGCGGACGCUCCAACUUUUUCUACCAUGAUAAGCCUGGAUUACCAUUACCAGCGGACGGAAAUAUUAACCGCCUUCUCUUUGGUGUCCAUCAGUUAAAAAUAACAGCAGUGGUAGCAGAACUAGAGAUUCGGUGCGAUGUGAUGCUUUCUUUUUGAAAGUUUGAAUAAAGACAGGACAUAAAAUGCAGAAGAGCGUGCGGUACAAUGAGGGUCACGCGCUGUAUCUGUCGGUGGCGGCGCGUAAAGAGGGCACCAAGCGCGGCUUCCUGAGUAAGAAGACCACGGAGAACAGCCGCUGGACCGAGAAGUACUUUGCUCUCUACCAGAACGUGCUCUUCUACUUCGAAAACGACCAGAGCGCGAGGCCAUCCGGCAUAUACCUACUGGAAGGAUGCACGUGCGAGCGGGCACCGGCACCCAAGGUCUCCAGCAUCAGCAAGGAGCCCAUGGAGAAACAGCAGCACUACUUCCUGGUCAUUUUUGGCCACGAUGGACAGAAACCUUUGGAGCUGCGGACAGAAGAAGAGUCGGACUGCAACGAGUGGGUGGAGUGCAUCCAGCAGGCCAGCUACUCUGACAUCAUCAUCGAGCGUGAGAUCCUGAUGCAGAAGUACAUCCACCUGGUCCAGAUCCUGGAGACGGAAAAGAUCGCAGCCAAUCAGCUACGCACUCAGCUGGAGGACCAGGACACUGAGAUCGAGAGGCUCAAAGCUGAGGUUGUAGUGUUGAACAGAUCCAAGGAGAAGAUGCUGCCUUACCAGAACAACCAAGAGGAGGAAGACCCAGAUAUCAAAAAGAUAAAAAAGGUGCAAAGUUUCAUGCGUGGCUGGCUGUGCCGGAGGAAAUGGAAGAUCAUCGUGCAGGACUACAUCUGCUCCCCUCACGCUGAGAGCAUGAGGAAGAGGAACCAGAUCGUGUUCAACAUGGUGGAAGCAGAGACGGAGUACGUCCACCAGCUCUCCAUCCUGGUGAACUGCUUCCUCAGGCCGCUCCGCAUGGCCGCCAGCUCCAAGAAGCCUCCCAUUAGCCACGAUGACGUCAGCAGCAUCUUCCUCAACAGUGAGACCAUCAUGUUCCUGCAUGAGAUUUUCCACCAAGGGCUGAACGCUCGGAUUUCCAACUGGCCAACUCUGGUUCUGGCGGACCUGUUUGAUAUCUUGUUGCCCAUGCUGAACAUUUACCAGGAGUUUGUGCGGAACCACCAGUACAGCCUGCAGGUUCUUGCAAACUGUAAGCAGAACCGGGACUUCGACAAGCUGCUGAAACAGUAUGAGUCCAACGCUGCCUGUGAGGGCCGCAUGCUGGAAACGUUCCUCACGUAUCCCAUGUUCCAGAUUCCUCGAUACAUCAUCACUCUGCACGAGUUGCUGGCGCACACACCUCACGAGCAUGUGGAGCGAAAGAGUCUGGAGUUUGCUAAGUCCAAACUUGAGGAGCUCUCAAAGAUGAUGCAUGAUGAGGUGAGCGACACGGAGAACAUCAGGAAGAAUCUGGCCAUUGAAAGGAUGAUCGUCGAAGGCUGCGACAUCCUGCUGGACACAAGCCAGACCUUCGUCAGACAAGGUUCCCUCAUCCAGCUGCCGUCCAGCAGCGAACGAGGCAUGCUCAGUAAGGUCCGGCUGGGCUCGCUCUCUCUGAGGAAGGAAGGAGAGCGGCAGUGUUUCCUUUUCACCAAACACUUCCUCAUCUGUACACGAACAUCUGGAGGCAAACUUCACCUGCUGAAGCAGGGAGGAACAUUGUCUCUGAUUGAGUGCACUCUGAUUGAAGAGCUGGAUGCCAGCGAUGAGGACUACAACGCCGCAGGUCAGGGCUUCAGUCAUCUGGAGUUUAAGAUCGUGGUGGAGCCUCCUGAUGGUCAGAGCUUCUCCGUUGUCCUCUUGGCUCCUUCACGCCAGGAAAAGGCCGUCUGGACCAGCGAUAUCAGCCAGUGCAUUGAUAAUAUUCGCUGUAACGGCCUGAUGACCAGCGUGUUUGAGGAGAACUCCAAAGUUUCGGUGCCGCACAUGAUCAAGUCUGAUGCCCGGCUACAUAAAGACGAUGUGGACAUUUGCUUCAGCAAGACGCUAAAUUCCUGCAAGGUCCCUCAGAUCCGUUACGCCAGCGUGGAGCGCCUGCUGGAGCGCCUCACAGACCUGCGCUUCCUCUCCAUAGACUUCCUCAACACCUUCCUCCACACUUACCGGAUCUUCACCACCGCUGCCGUGGUCAUCGACAAGCUGGCGGACAUCUACAAGAAGCCGUUCACCUCCAUUCCUGUGAGGAUUGAGCAGCUCUCAUGCGACCGUCUGUCCAUCAUGUCUCUCUGUCCUGACUACAGUCUGAAGAUCACCCAGCUUGCUCUGGACCAGUCCAAGUCCCUGGAGCUCUUCUUUGCCACCAACCAGGGCGCCUGGGCAACCGACCCCCUGAACAACAAAUCCCCACGGCUCUGUCGCAAGUUCUCCUCUCCUCCUCCCCUCACCAUCCCGUCUCGCACAUCCUCCCCGGUCCACUGCCGGAAGCUUUCCCUUAGCUCUCCAAUCAGCAUAAAAGUGGGAGCGCUGGAUCUGUCCACCACGCCCUCCUCCUCUGCAGCCAACUCUCCCACCUCCAGUCACAGCCCCUCCAUCGCCUCGCCUCCGCCAUACUCAACCAGAUCUUCUUCUGGCUUCUCCUCCCCUCCACCCACCGCCACACGAUCUCCCAGCCUCCCACAGGCCUCUGGGGUGUCCUCACCGCCUCCCGUCUCCAAAGCCCCUUUGGACCUCAGCCGUGGUCCCAGCUCUCCAGAGCUGAGUCCAGCUGCAGGGGAGGAUGUCAGCGGAGAGCUGCCUCGCAUCGACGCCUUCUGUGGGAAGCUGAGGCGCAGCAUCCGCAGGGCUGUCCUAGAAUCGGUGUCUCUGGAUAAGUUCAUGCCUGAAUCACCGUCCAUCAGCGAGCCGGGUGACUUGUCUCCCUGCCGUUCACCGUCCACACCGAGACAUCUCCGCUACCGCCAUUCAGGAGUCACGCCGGGGGAGAACCCUCGCUGCACCAUGUCGCCUGCUUCUGCGUUUGCCAUCGCCACGGCUGCCGCUGGACACAGCAGCUCGCAGGGGUUCAGUAACUCAGAGAAAACAUGCGACAAAGAAUUCAUCAUCCGAAGAGCUGCGACUAACCGAGUCCUCAACGUGCUGCGACACUGGGUUUCUAAACACUCUCAGGACUUUGACAUGAACAGCGAGCUGAAGAUGGGGGUGAUCAGCCUCCUGGAGGAGGUGCUGCGAGACCCAGAUCUGCUGCCACAAGAGAGGAAAGCAACCACCAACAUUUUAAGUGCCCUUUCUCAAGAAGAACAAGACGACUCUCAGCUGAGGAUAGAGGACAUACUCCAGAUGAAAAGCUGCCCUCUCCUACACUUCAUUGUGGCGGAGAGUCCGAAAUCGGAGUGUUUUGAGUCUCUCUCGGCCAUGGAGCUGGCAGAGCAGAUCACACUGCUGGAUCACAUUGUGUUCAGGAGUAUUCCUUAUGAGGAGUUCCUGGGCCAAGGCUGGAUGAAGGUGGACAAAAGUGAGAGGACACCAUACAUCAUGAAAACAAGCCAGCACUUUAAUGAGAUGAGUAACCUGGUGGCGUCUCAGAUAAUGGCCCACACUGACGUGGGCUCCCGGGCCAGCUCCAUAGAAAAGUGGCUGGCGGUGGCUGAUAUCUGCCGCUGCCUCAACAAUUACAACGGAGUCCUGGAGAUCACCUCCGCCCUCAACCGCAGUGCCAUCUUCAGGCUGAAGAAGACCUGGGCUAAAGUCUGCAAACAGACAAAGUCGCUGAUGGACCGGCUGCAGAAGACCGUGUCGUCAGAGGGCCGCUUCAAGAAUCUCAGAGAGACGCUCAAAAACUGCAACCCUCCAUGUGUCCCGUACCUGGGCAUGUACCUCACUGACCUGGCCUUCAUCGAGGAGGGGACACCCAACUUUACAGAGGAGGGGCUGGUUAACUUCUCCAAGAUGAGGAUGAUUUCUCACAUCAUCCGAGAGAUCCGCCAGUUCCAACAAGCACCUUACAGGAUAGAGCACCAACCCAAGGUGACUCAAUUCCUCCUGGAUAAGACGGUAGUGAUGGAUGAAGACACCCUCUACGAGCUCUCGCUGAAGAUCGAACCUCGAGUUCCACCUGGUUAAUUUCAUUACAGCGUUCACACAUAAAUGUAACAACUCAAGGUGUAAAAAGUUUUCAUAAAGCAGGAAUUGCUGUAUAAAACGCCGCCUGUCAUUGUGCUUAGGAAACUCAGGAGAAAACGUGCCUUGUAGUUUGGUGAUCUGAGGUGUGUUUAGUGAACAGACUCAGUAAUACAGCCAUGACUGUAGAAACACGUGUGAGCUGGAAGCUUGCUGCGAUCACACUGUAAAUAUAAAACUAUCUGCCUCUGUAGUCCUGCACAGAAACAUUGUCAGAUAAGUUUAGGAUGAUUAUCCUUCCUGAAGCCCCCUCUGACCCUCAUUUCAGCUUCAUCCUGGGGAGGAUAUGGAUGCUGGAGCGUCACACAGUUCUGCUGUGUUUGUUCACAAAUCUGUUUAAAAUAAACAUUGUCAGGGGAAACCAGGAGCUGCAGGUCAGAAUCAGUGGAGAUUUGUGCAAAAUGGCUACAUGGUUAUAUCCACAUACGUUCAUGUGUUUUAUAAAAGGGAAAUCCCUUUGCAGAGGUUGGAAGUGUUUACGAUUGCAGGCUCAGACUGAAAGGGAGAUAAACGGUGUAAAAAGUUGCUAAAUCCAUAAAUAUUCCCUUUCUUUUUUACUCAAUAUUCACUUUAAUUUUCUUUUGUUUGUUUUGCUUUGGUUAAGACUUAUGGAUUUAUAUCACAAACUCUGAGCAUCGACGCAAAAUUUUUGUUGUAAAAAAAGGAUCAGAAAAAGUUUUUUUUUUGGAUUUUAGCUAAGGUUAGCUAAAACUGAGCAGCUUUGACUAGCAUUAGCACAGUCACGGCCUUGAUUUCUACUGUUUGCUUGCUGUUUUUAUAUAAUACCUAGUUUUGUUUUUAUUUGUCCAAAUUUGGACAUUUUUGAUUCUAAAUUGCAGAACCUAAAAAUGAAAAAGAUCCUGUAUGUAACGCAGUUUUGACUAAAUAUUUUGUUCUCUUUAGCUUUGCAGAGCAGCGUUACUGUAGCGUUAGCCAAAAUAAUGAAGUUUGGAGACUAAAGAUUUUACAGCAAACGUUUUUUUUAGUCGUGCAUUUGCCAAAACUCUCCAACAAAAUAACCAGGUAACAAAUUACGACCGUCCACCCUCCUUGAGAAGGCCCACAUCCUCGUCUGGUAAACAUCAGCUGUACACGAGUGUGUUUGCAUGAGAGAGGAGAUGCACUGAGUUUCUGAAACAACCUCAAGACAGAAUACAUCUCUACCUUUAACUCAUCUCUUUUCUUUGUGGUGUUGAUGCUCCCAGGAGAUGUCAGCUGGGGCUUAAACCAUGUUAUUUUUUCUCACCUCAUUUAAGUUGCUGUAGUUUGUCAUAUCGCAUGGUACAGAAAAAAUCAUUGUUUACACACUCCCCAAAUCAUGAAAUGUCAUUUGCAGGUUCAAGGUGUUUAUUCUGCUUGACAAUCAAAUAAUCUUUUUUUUUUUUUUUUUGUCUAACUUUGUACACAUACACUUCUGAUCUACAUUUUUAAAA